Messenger RNA from Periophthalmus magnuspinnatus, 21628 nucleotides. RefSeq names its product AHNAK nucleoprotein (gene ahnak). Gene Ontology annotation, biological process: regulation of RNA splicing. Gene Ontology annotation, molecular function: protein binding. Lineage: Eukaryota; Metazoa; Chordata; Actinopteri; Gobiiformes; Gobiidae. Gene Ontology annotation, cellular component: nucleus; cytoplasm; costamere. The record is from RefSeq and is a predicted model, not a curated record.
CCAACCACUCCACUCACCCAGAGGAGCAGCUACACAGCGCACUGAAAAAACCAACAGGCAAAAAUCAACAGAGGGGAGGGAGUCUAGGAGGCGGAGGGGAAGGAGGAGGUGAAAACGCCCUGGAAAUUUUGAUAGAGAAAUAGGAAAGCUUGAGAAAAGCAAAGCAGACUGCACAGUUGACCAGUCUUUUAGACAGCGCUGAUCUUGGGUCGGGUGGAAGGGAAGAGGUUUUCAAGGAUGCUCAAGCAGAAGUAAGGCUUGGAGGCGCCCCUGCUGCGCACAGAAGUCAAGAACCAAAGACAAACUUUCAGAGUGAGGGCCUUGGCACUGCUUGAGCAAUCCAAGGAAAACCAAGGCUGACUUUCAAGCACACCUGAAGUACAAAAAAAGACAAGAAAAGAUGGCAGAAGAAGAAGAAACCAGAGAGGUGUUGUUUCCUGACUGGGAAGGUCCAGAUAAAACUGGCCUGACCCUUGAACAAACAACGGAAGGUGAGCUUUUUGUCAAGGAAGUCAAAGGAGAGUCACCUGCAGGACGAUCAGGAAAAGUUUACGAAGGUGAUCAUGUUGUUGGUGCCACUAUCUAUUUUGAGAAUAUGACCUCAGACGAGACAGCAGACUUACUGAAAACACUGAGCCGACAUAAAGUUGGCCUGAAAUUACAAAACAAGGACAAAUCCCCUCUUUGCUCACCACUGAGUACACCAUGUCGUUCGCCAAUGGGGACUUUAACAUGGGAGGGGAGUCCCCGGUUUGGAGCUACCAGUCCUGACAUUCUGCUUAGUGGCGAUGACGAAGACUAUAAGAGAAUAUAUACCAAGAAAAUUAAACCCAGACUGAAGUCUGAAGAUUUAGCUGAAGGAGUGGAUGUACGGACUGAGAGGCAUAGCAGCACAAGCAGCGAUGGAAGCACAAUUACAACCAUCACCCGUCGCAUUACUACGUACACUGUGGAUUUUCCUCAUGGUAUAAGUGAGCAACAUGAACUUUCAAGUCCUGAGAUCAAAGGGCUAAGACAGGAUUCAGAGAAUGUUUUCUCUCAAAUCACAACGUCACAUGACAGCCAUCCAGGUAAAGCAGAGGAGGGGGUUUCUGAGUUAAAGAUUUCUCACACAGGCCCACAAAUUAGUUUAGCCGAUACAAGAUGGGACACUGGAGGUAUUUAUUCCAAAAGUAUUCAAAGAGAGGGAGACAUAGAGGGAAGUAAAAACAUUGGUUUUGCAGUUCCUUCAUGUGAACUCAGAAUGCACAGUGAAAGUGGAAAGCAUGAGGAUGGGGACAUAGGCUUGCAGGACACAAAAAUGGCGCUGAAUGAUAGUACAAACACUGGUAGUAGGGUUGUCGCAAUAGAACGACUGAGAAGUGAAAAUGUAAUUUCAGCUGAUGAAAAUGGAGGGUCUGUUAGCAUGUCUGUACCAGGGACAAUGCAUAUAACUACAAAAGGAAAUAUCAAAACAAAACAUCUUAAAUCUGAAACCGGUACAGAUGAACGGACAAAUAUGAAUGUGACUGAUGUUCGCUUACCAGGUAAUGCAAUUGGCAUCUGUAGAAUUGAAUCAAAGGGGGAGGGGGAAAGAUCUAUACAUUUACCAUCAAUAGGCAUAAAAUCCUCAGUAGGUAAUGAGGAAACAAGCAAAAAACACAAAGUGGAUGGUGAUGUAGAUUUUUCAAGAAAAAAAGCAGAAGUAAAAACAUCAACUGUAAAAGUUCCCACAGUGAUUGUCAAAAGCCAAACAGUUAAAGGAACAGAUUUGGAUGCAGGUGUUGCAAAUGUGGAAGGUAUAGAUGCAAAUGGUGUAAAAAUGAAAAUGCCUUCAACUAAGGGGUCUAGCUUAACUAUGCCAAACAUAGAUAUAAACUUAACAGGCCAAAAAGUAAAAGGUGAGGUUGAAAUGUCACAUCCUGAUGUCAACAUAGAUAACACAAAAGGAGGAUUUAAAAUGCCAAAAGUCAAAAUGCACUCAUUUGGAGUUAACGCUGCAAAAGGGGAAGGUCCAACAGUUGAUAUAAAUCUUCCAAAGUCUGAAAUUGACUUGAAAGGACCAAAAGUUGAUGUUAAUCUUCCUGAUGUUGACAUUGAAGGACCUGACGGAAAACUUAAGGGGCCUAAAUUCAGUAUGCCAUCCAUUAAGGGUCCAAAAAUGACAGAUUUGGACUUAAAACUCAAAGGUCCAAAGUUGGAAGGAAAUGUUGAUAUUUCAGUUCCUAAAAUUGAAGGUAAAGUUAGUGCACUAGAGGCUGAUGUACCUGAUGUCAGCAUUGAUGGCACAAAAGGAGGAUUUAAAAUGCCAAAACCCAAAAUGCCCUCAUUUGACAUCAAACACAAACUGGAGGGUCCAGACGUUGAUUUAAGUCUUCCAAAAGCAGAAAUUGACUUGAAAGGACCAAAAGUUGAUGUUAAUCUUCCUGAUGUUGACAUUGAAGGACCUGAUGGAAAACUUAAGGGGCCUAAAUUCAGUAUGCCAUCUAUUAAAGGUCCAAAAAUGCCAGAUUUGGACUUAAACCUCAAAGGUCCCAAGUUAGAAGGAGAUGUUGAUAUUUCAGUUCCUAAAAUUGAAGGUAAAGUUAGUGCACCUGAGGUUGAUGUACCUGAUGUCAGCAUUGAUGGCACAAAAGGAGGAUUUAAAAUGCCAAAAGUCAAAAUGCCCUCAUUUGGCAUCAAAGGUCCAAAACUGGAGGCUCCAGAUAUUGAUAGCAGUCUUCCAAAAGCUGAAAUUGACUUGAAAGGACCAAAAGUUGAUGUUAAUCUUCCUGAUGUUGACAUUGAAGGACCUGAUGGAAAACUUAAGGGGCCUAAAUUUAGUAUGCCAUCCAUUAAGGGCCCGAAAAUGCCAGAUUUGGACUUAAACCUCAAAGGUCCCAAGUUGGAAGGAGAUGUUGAUAUUUCAGUUCCUAAAAUUGAAGGUAAAGUUAGUGGACCUGACGUUAAUGUACCUGAUGUCAGCAUUGAUGGCACAAAAGGAGGAUUUAAAAUGCCAAAAGUCAAAAUGCCCUCAUUUGACAUCAAAGGUCCAAAACUGGAGGGCCCAGAAGUUGAUUUAAGUGUUCCAAAAGCUGAAAUUGACUUGAAAGGACCAAAAGUUGAUGUUAAUCUUCCUGAUGUUGACAUUGAAGGACCUGAUGGAAAACUUAAGGGGCCUAAAUUCAGUAUGCCAUCAAUUAAGGGUCCGAAAAUGACAGAUUUGGACUUAAACCUCAAAGGUCCCAAGUUGGAAGGAGAUGUUGAUAUUUCAGUUCCUAAAAUUGAAGGUAAAGUUAGUGGACCUGAGGUUGAUGUACCUGAUGUCAGCAUUGAUGGCACAAAAGGAGGAUUUAAAAUGCCAAAAGUGAAAAUGCCUUCGUUUGGAAUCAAAGGUCCAAAACUGGAGGCUCCAGAUAUUGAUAGCAGUCUUCCAAAAGCUGAAAUUGACUUGAAAGGACCAAAAGUUGAUGUUAAUCUUCCUGAUGUUGACAUUGAAGGACCUGAUGGAAAACUAAAGGGGCCUAAAUUUAGUAUGCCAUCCAUUAAGGGUCCAAAAAUGCCAGAUUUGGACUUAAACCUCAAAGGUCCCAAGUUGGAAGGAGAUGUUGAUAUUUCAGUUCCUAAAAUUGAAGGUAGAGUUUGUGCACCAGAAGUUGAUGUACCUGAUGUCAGCAUUGAUGGCACAAAAGGAGGAUUUAAAAUGCCAAAAGUCAAAAUGCCAUCAUUUGACAUCAAAGGUCCAAAACUGGAGGGUCCAGAAGUUGAUUUAAAUGUUCCAAAAGCAGAAAUUGACUUGAAAGGACCAAAAGUUGAUGUUAAUCUUCCUGAUGUUGACAUUGAAGGACCUGAUGGAAAACUUAAGGGGCCUAAAUUCAGUAUGCCAUCCAUUAAAGGUCCGAAAAUGCCAGAUUUGGACUUAAACCUCAAAGGUCCCAAGUUGGAAGGAGAUGUUGAUAUUUCAGUUCCUAAAAUUGAAGGUAAAGUUAGUGCACCUGAGGUUGAUGUACCUGAUGUCAGCAUUGAUGGCACAAAAGGAGGAUUUAAAAUGCCAAAAGUCAAAAUGCCCUCAUUUGGCAUCAAAGGUCCAAAACUGGAGGGUCCAGACAUUGAUGGCAGUCUUCCAAAAGCAGAAAUUGACUUGAAAGGACCAAAAGUUGAUGUUAAUCUUCCUGAUGUUGACAUUGAAGGACCUGAUGGGAAACUUAAGGGGCCUAAAUUCAGUAUGCCAUCCAUUAAGGGUCCAAAAAUGCCGGAUUUGGACUUAAACCUCAAAGGUCCCAAGUUGGAAGGAGAUGUUGAUAUUUCAGGACCUAAAAUUGAAGGUAAAGUUAGUACACCUGAGAUUGAUGUACCUGAUGUCAGCAUUGAUGGCACAAAAGGAGGAUUUAAAAUGCCAAAAGUCAAAAUGCCCUCAUUUGGUAUCAAAGGUCCAAAACUGGAGGGUCCAGACAUUGAUGGCAGUCUUCCAAAAGCAGAAAUUGACUUGAAAGGACCAAAAGUUGAUGUUAAUCUUCCUGAUGUUGACAUUGAAGGACCUGAUGGAAAACUUAAGGGGCCUAAAUUCAGUAUGCCAUCUAUUAAAGGUCCGAAAAUGCCAGAUUUGGACUUAAACCUCAAAGGUCCCAAGUUGGAAGGAGAUGUUGAUAUUUCAGUUCCUAAAAUUGAAGGUAAAGUUAGAGCACCCGAGGUUGAUGUACCAGAUGUCAGCAUUGAUGGCACAAAAGGAGGAUUUAAAAUGCCAAAAGUCAAAAUACCUUCGUUUGGCAUCAAAGGUCCAAAACUGGAGAGUCCAGACAUUGACAGCAGUCUUCCAAAAGCUGAAAUUGACUUGAAAGGACCAAAAGUUGAUGUUAAUCUUCCUGAUGUUGACAUUGAAGGACCUGACGGAAAACUUAAGGGGCCUAAAUUCAGUAUGCCAUCCAUUAAGGGUCCAAAAAUGCCAGAUUUGGACUUAAACCUCAAAGGUCCCAAGUUAGAAGGAGAUGUUGAUAUUUCAGUACCUAAAAUUGAAGGUAAAGUUAGUGCACCUGAGGUUGAUGUACCUGAUGUCAGCAUUGAUGGCACAAAAGGAGGAUUUAAAAUGCCAAAAGUCAAAAUGCCCUCAUUUGGCAUCAAAGGUCCAAAACUGGAGGGUCCAGACAUUGAUGGCAGUCUUCCAAAAGCAGAAAUAGACUUGAAAGGACCAAAAGUUGAUGUUAAUCUUCCUGAUGUUGACAUUGAAGGACCUGAUGGAAAACUUAAGGGGCCUAAAUUCAGUAUGCCAUCCAUUAAAGGUCCGAAAAUGCCAGAUUUGGACUUAAACCUCAAAGGUCCCAAGUUGGAAGGAGAUGUUGAUAUUUCAGUUCCUAAAAUUGAAGGUAAAGUUAGUGCACCAGAGGUUGAUGUACCUGAUGUCAGCAUUGAUGGCACAAAAGGAGGAUUUAAAAUGCCAAAAGUCAAAAUGCCAUCAUUUGGCAUCAAAGGUCCAAAACUGGAAAGUCCAGACGUUGACUUAAGUCUUCCAAAAGCUGAAAUUGACUUGAAAGGACCAAAAGUUGAUGUUAAUCUUCCUGAUGUUGACAUUGAAGGACCUGACGGAAAACUUAAGGGGCCUAAAUUCAGUAUGCCAUCCAUUAAGGGUCCAAAAAUGCCAGAUUUGGACUUAAACCUCAAAGGUCCCAAGUUGGAAGGAGAUGUUGAUAUUUCAGUACCUAAAAUUGAAGGUAAAGUUAGUGCACCUGAGGUUGAUGUACCUGAUGUCAGCAUUGAUGGCACAAAAGGAGGAUUUAAAAUGCCAAAAGUCAAAAUGCCCUCAUUUGGCAUCAAAGGUCCAAAACUGGAGGGUCCAGACAUUGAUGGCAGUCUUCCAAAAGCAGAAAUAGACUUGAAAGGACCAAAAGUUGAUGUUAAUCUUCCUGAUGUUGACAUUGAAGGACCUGAUGGAAAACUUAAGGGGCCUAAAUUCAGUAUGCCAUCCAUUAAAGGUCCGAAAAUGCCAGAUUUGGACUUCAACCUCAAAGGUCCCAAGUUAGAAGGAGAUGUCAAUAUUUCAGUUCCUAAAAUUGAAGGUAAAGUUAGUGCACCAGAGGUUGAUGUACCAGAUGUCAGCAUUGAUGGCACAAAAGGAGGAUUUAAAAUGCCAAAAGUCAAAAUGCCAUCAUUUGGCAUCAAAGGUCCAAAACUGGAAAGUCCAGACGUUGACUUAAGUCUUCCAAAAGCUGAAAUUGACUUGAAAGGACCAAAAGUUGAUGUUAAUCUUCCUGAUGUUGACAUUGAAGGACCUGACGGAAAACUUAAGGGGCCUAAAUUCAGUAUGCCAUCCAUUAAGGGUCCAAAAAUGCCAGAUUUGGACUUAAACCUCAAAGGUCCCAAGUUGGAAGGAGAUGUUGAUAUUUCAGUUCCUAAAAUUGAAGGUAAAGUUAGUGCACCUGAGGUUGAUGUACCAGAUGUCAGCAUUGAUGGCACAAAAGGAGGAUUUAAAAUGCCAAAAGUCAAAAUGCCCUCGUUUGGCAUCAAAGGUCCAAAACUGGAGGCUCCAGACAUUGAUUUAAGUCUUCCAAAAGCUGACAUUGAUUUGAAAGGACCAAAAGUUGAUGUUAAUCUUCCUGAUGUUGACAUUGAAGGACCUGACGGAAAACUUAAAGGACCUAAAUUCAGUAUGCCAUCCAUUAAAGGUCCAAAAAUGCCAGAUUUGGACUUCAACCUCAAAGGUCCAAAGUUGGAAGGAGAUGUUGAUAUUUCAGUUCCCAAAAUUGAAGGUAAAGCUAGUGCACCAGAGGUUGAUUUACCCGAUGUAAGCAUUGAUGGCACAAAAGGAGGAUUUAAAAUGCCAAAAGUCAAAAUGCCCUCAUUUGGCAUCAAAGGUCCAAAACUGGAGGCUCCAGACAUUGAUUUAAGUCUUCCAAACGCUGAAAUUGAUUUGAAAGGACCAAAAGUUGAUAUUAAUCGUCCUGAUGUUGACAUUGAAGGACCUGAUGGAAAACUUAAAGGACCUAAAUUCAGUAUGCCAUCUGUUAAGGGUCCAAAAAUGCCAGAUUUGGACUUAAACCUCAAAGGUCCCAAGUUGGAAGGAGAUGUUGAUAUUUCAGUUCCUAAAAUUGAAGGUAAAAUUUCUGCACCAGAGGUUGAUGUACCUGAUGUCAGCAUUGAUGGCACAAAAGGAGGAUUUAAAAUGCCAAAAGUCAAAAUGCCUUCAUUUGGCAUCAAAGGUCCAAAACUGGAGGGUUCAGACUUUGAUUUAAGUCUUCCAAAAGCUGAAAUUGAUUUGAAAGGACCAAAAGUUGAUGUUAAUCUUGCUGAUGUUGACAUUGAAGGACCUGACGGAAAACUUAAGGGGCCUAAAUUUAGUAUGCCAUCCAUUAAAGGUCCAAAAAUGCCAGAGUUUGACGUAAACCUCAAAGGUCCAAAGUUGGAAGGAGAUGUUGAUAUUUCAGUUCCUAAAAUUGAAGGUAAAGUUAGUGCACCAGAGGUUGAUUUACCCGAUGUAAGCAUUGAUGGCGCAAAGGGAGGAUUUAAAAUGCCAAAAGUUAAAAUGCCCUCAUUUGACAUCAAAGGUCCAAAACUGGAGGCUCCAGACAUUGAUUUAAGUCUUCCAAAAGCUGAAAUCGAUUUGAAAGGACCAAAAGUUGAUGUUAAUCUACCUGAUGUUGACAUUGAAGGACCUGACGGAAAACUUAAAGGGCCUAAAUUCAGUAUGCCAUCCAUGAAGGGUCCAAAAAUGCCAGAUUUGGACUUCAACCUCAAAGGUCCGAAGUUGGAAGGAGAUGUUGAUAUUUCAGUUCCUAAAAUUGAAGGUAAAGUUAGUGCACCAGAGGUUGAUGUACCUGAUGUCAAUAUCGAUGGCAAGAAAGGAGGAUUUAAAAUGCCAAAAAUCAAAAUGCCUUCGUUGAAUAUUAAAGGUCCAAAAGUGGAGGCUCCAGAUGUUGAUUUAACUCUUCCAAAAGCUGAAAUUGACUUGAAAGGACCAAAAGUUGAUGUUAAUCUACCUGAUGUUGACAUUGAAGGACCUGACGGAAAACUUAAGGGGCCUAAAAUCAGUAUGCCAUCCUUUAAGGGUCCGAAAAUGCCAGACUUGGACUUCAACCUCAAAGGUCCCAAGUUGGAAGGAGAUGUUGAUAUUUCAGUUCCUAAAAUUGAAGGUAAAGUUGGUGAGCCAGAGGUUGAUUUACCCGAUGUAAACAUUGAUGGUGCAAAAGGAGGAUUUAAAAUGCCAAAAGUCAAAAUGCCCUCAUUUGACAUCAAAGGUCCAAAACUGAAGGGUGCAGACAUUGAUUUAAAUCUUCCAAAAGCUGAAAUUGACUUGAAAGGACCAAAAGUUGAUGUUAAUCUACCUGAUGUUGAAAUUGAAGGACCUGACGGAAAACUUAAGGGGCCUAAAUUUAGUAUGCCAUCCAUUAAGGGUCCAAAAAUGCCGGAUUUGGACUUCAACCUCAAAGGUCCCAAGUUGGAAGGAGAUGUUGAUAUUUCAGUUCCUAAAAUUGAAGGUAAAGUUGGUGCACCAGAGGUUGAUGUACCUGAUGUCAGCAUCGAUGGUAAAAAAGGAGGAUUUAAAAUGCCAAAAAUCACAAUGCCCUCAUUUGACAUCAAAGGUCCAAAACUGGAGGCUCCAGACAUUGAUUUAAGUCUUCCAAAAGCAGACAUUGACUUGAAAGGACCAAAAGUUGAUGUUAAUCUUCCUGAUGUUGACAUUGAAGGACCUGACGGAAAACUUAAAGGACCUAAAUUCAGUAUGCCAUCCAUUAAAGGUCCGAAAAUGCCAGAUUUGGACUUCAAACUCAAAGGUCCAAAAAUGGAAGGAGAUGUUGAUAUUUCAGUUCCUAAAAUUGAAGGUAAAGUUAGUGCACCAGACAUUGAUGUACCUGAUGUAAGCAUUGAUGGUGCAAAAGGAGGAUUUAAAAUGCCAAAAGUCAAAAUGCCCUCAUUUGACAUCAAAGGUCCAAAACUGGAGGCUCCAGACAUUGAUUUAAGUCUUCCAAAAGCAGACAUUGACUUGAAAGGACCAAAAGUUGAUGUUAAUCUUCCUGAUGUUGACAUUGAAGGACCUGACGGAAAACUUAAGGGGCCUAAGUUUAGUAUGCCAUCCAUUAAGGGUCCAAAAAUGCCAGAUUUGGACUUCAACCUCAAAGGUCCCAAGUUGGAAGGAGAUGUUGAUAUUUCAGUUCCUAAAAUUGAAGGUAAAUUUGGUGUGCCAGAGGUUGAUUUACCCGAUGUAAGCAUUGAAGGCACAAAAGGAGGAUUUAAAAUGCCAAAAAUCAAAAUGCCCUCGUUUAACAUCAAAAGUCCAAAACUGGAAAGUCCAGAUGUUGAUUUAAGUGUUCCAAAAGCAGAAAUUGACUUGAAAGGACCAAAAGUUGAUGUUAAUCUUCCUGAUGUUGACAUUGAAGGACCUGAUGGAAAACUUAAGGGGCCUAAAAUCAGUAUGCCAUCCAUUAAAGGUCCAAAAAUGCCAGAUUUUGACGUAAACAUCAAAACUCCUAAGUUGGAGGGAGAUGUUGAUCUUUCCAUUCCAAAUGUUAAAGGUGAAGUCAAAGGGCGAAUAAAAACACCAGAGAUUGAUGUCAAAGGUCAAAAAGUAAAAGCCCCAAAGGUUAAAGUUCCAAAAUUCAAAAUGCCAAAGUUUGGAUUUAAAAGUCCAAAAGCUGAAGGCCCUGAUAUAGAUGUAAAUCUGCCUAAAGCUGAAAUCGAUGUCGAUGUACAGAAACCUGAUAUAAAAGGUCCCAAAAUUGACAUCGAAAGUCCAAGUGGAAAAUUCAAGGGACCAAAAUUCAACCUUCCAUCAAUUUCUGGGCCCAAAUUAUCUAUGCCUGACGUUGACUUCAAUCUAAAGGGUCAGAAGAUAAAGGGAGAUAUGGAUUUGUCUGCACCAAAACUUGAAGGAGACAUGAAAGUUCCAGGUGUUGACAUCAAAGGUCCAGAAAUUGAUGUGAAAGGACCAAAGGGUGGAAUUGAAAUGCCCAAAAUAACAAUGCCUAAAUUUGGAUUCAAAGGUCCAAAGGUUGAAGGUCCUGAUAUAGAUGUAAAGCUCCCUAAAGCUGAGAUUGACGUAGAUGCACCCAAACUGGACAUAAAAGGCCCUGAAUGUGACAUUGAAAGUCCAAGUGGAAAAAUCAAAGGACCAAAAUUCAACCUUCCAUCCAUUUCUGGGCCCAAUUUAUCUAUGCCUGAUGUUGACUUCAAUCUAAAGGGUCCGAAAAUUAAGGGAGAUAUGGAUUUGUCUGCACCAAAAAUUGAAGGAGACAUGAAAGUUCCAGAUGUUAACAUCAAAGGUCCAGAAUUUGAUGUGAAGGGGCCAAAGGGUGGAAUUGAAAUGCCCAAAAUAACAAUGCCUAAAUUUGGAUUCAAAGGUCCAAAGGUUGAAGGUCCAGAUAUAGAUGUAAAGCUCCCUAAAGCUGAGAUUGACGUAGAUGCACCCAAACUGGACAUAAAAGGCCCUGAAUUUGACAUUGAAUGUCCAAGCGGAAAAAUCAAAGGACCAAAAAUCAAUCUUCCAUCCAUUUCUGGGCCCAAGCUAUCCAUGCCUGAUGUUGACUUCAAUCUAAAGGGUGCUAAGAUAAAAGGAGACAUGGACUUGUCUGCACCAAAACUUGAAGGAGACAUAAACGUUCCAGAUGUUGACAUCAAAGGUCCAGAAAUUGAUGUUGAGGGUCCAAAGGGUGGAUUUGAAAUGCCCAAAAUAAAAAUGCCUAAUUUUGGAUUCAAAGGUCCAAAGGUUGAAGGUCCAGAUAUAGACAUGAAUCUUCCUACAGCUGAAAUUGAUAUAGAUGCACCCAAACUGGACAUAAAAGGCCCUGAAAUUGACAUUGGAAGUCCAAGUGGAAAAAUCAAAGGACCAAAAUUCAACCUUCCAUCCAUUUCUGGGCCCAAAUUAUCUAUGCCUGACGUUGACUUCAAUCUAAAGGGUCCGAAAAUUAAGGGAGAUAUGGAUUUGUCUGCACCAAAAAUUGAAGGAGACAUAAAAGUUCCAGAUGUUGACAUCAAAGGUCCAGAAAUUGAUGUGGAAGGACCAAAGGGGGGAUUUGAGAUGCCCAAAUUUAAAAUGCCUAAAUUUGGAUUCAAAGGUCCAAAGGUUGAAGGUCCAGAUAUAGACAUAAACCUCCCUAAAGCUGAAAUUGAUGUAGAUGCACCCAAACUGGACAUAAAAGGUCCUGAAAUUGACAUUGAAAGUCCAAGUGGAAAAAUCAAAGGACCAAAAUUCAACCUUCCAUCCAUUUCUGGGCCCAAUUUAUCUAUGCCUGACGUUGACUUCAACCUAAAGGGUCCGAAAAUUAAGGGAGAUAUGGAUUUGUCUGCACCAAAAAUUGAAGGAGACAUAAAAGUUCCAGAUGUUGACAUCAAAGGUCCAGAAAUUGAUGUGGAAGGACCAAAGGGGGGAUUUGAGAUGCCCAAAUUUAAAAUGCCUAAAUUUGGAUUCAAAGGUCCAAAGGUUGAAGGUCCAGAUAUAGACAUAAACCUCCCUAAAGCUGAAAUUGAUGUAGAUGCACCCAAACUGGACAUAAAAGGUCCUGAAAUUGACAUUGAAAGUCCAAGUGGAAAAAUCAAAGGACCAAAAUUCAACCUUCCAUCCAUUUCUGGGCCCAAUUUAUCUAUGCCUGACGUUGACUUCAACCUAAAGGGUCCGAAAAUUAAGGGAGAUAUGGAUUUGUCUGCACCAAAAAUUGAAGGAGACAUAAAAGUUCCAGAUGUUAACAUCAAAGGUCCAGAAUUUGAUGUGGAGGGCCCAAAGGGUGGAUUUGAGAUGCCCAAAUUUAAAAUGCCUAAAUUUGGAUUCAAAGGUCCAAAGGUUGAAGGUCCAGAUAUAGACAUAAACCUCCCUAAAGCUGAAAUUGAUGUAGAUGCACCCAAACUGGACAUAAAAGGCCCUGAAAUUGACAUUGAAAGUCCAAGUGGAAAAAUCAAAGGACCAAAAUUCAACCUUCCAUCCAUUUCUGGGCCCAAUUUAUCUAUGCCUGACGUUGACUUCAAUCUAAAGGGUCCGAAAAUUAAGGGAGAUAUGGAUUUGUCUGCACCAAAAAUUGAAGGAGACAUAAAAGUUCCAGAUGUUAACAUCAAAGGUCCAGAAUUUGAUGUGGAGGGCCCAAAGGGUGGAUUUGAGAUGCCCAAAUUUAAAAUGCCUAAAUUUGGAAUCAAAGGUCCAAAGGUUGAAGGUCCAGAUAUAGACAUAAACCUCCCUAAAGCUGAAAUUGAUGUAGAUGCCCCCAAACUGGACAUAAAAGGCCCUGAAAUUGACAUUGAAAGUCCAAGUGGAAAAAUCAAAGGACCAAAAUUCAACCUUCCAUCCAUUUCUGGACCCAAAAUGUCUAUGCCUGAUGUUGACUUUAAUCUAAAGGGUCCGAAGAUAAAAGGAGACAUGGACUUGUCUACACCAAAACUUGAAGGAGACAUACAAAUUCCAGAUGUUGACAUCAAAGGUCCAGAAAUUGAUGUGGAAGGACCAAAGGGUGGAUUUGAGAUGCCCAAAUUUAAAAUGCCUAAAUUUGGAUUCAAAGGUCCAAAGGUUGAAGGUCCCGAAGUAGAUGUAAAGCUCCCCAAAGCUGAAAUUGAUGUGGAUGCACCCAAACUGGACAUAAAAUGCCCUGAAAUUGACAUUGAAAGUCCAAGUGGAAAAAUCAAAGGACCAAAAUUCAACCUUCCAUCCAUUUCUGGGCCCAAUUUAUCUAUGCCUGACGUUGACUUCAAUCUAAAGGGUCCGAAAAUUAAGGGAGAUAUGGAUUUGUCUGCACCAAAAAUUGAAGGAGACAUAAAAGUUCCAGAUGUUAACAUCAAAGGUCCAGAAUUUGAUGUGGAGGGCCCAAAGGGUGGAUUUGAGAUGCCCAAAUUUAAAAUGCCUAAAUUUGGAUUCAAAGGUCCAAAGGUUGAAGGUCCAGAUAUAGACAUAAACCUCCCUAAAGCUGAAAUUGAUGUAGAUGCCCCCAAACUGGACAUAAAAGGCCCUGAAAUUGACAUUGAAAGUCCAAGUGGAAAAAUCAAAGGACCAAAAUUCAACCUUCCAUCCAUUUCUGGGCCCAAUUUAUCUAUGCCUGACGUUGACUUCAAUCUAAAGGGUCCGAAAAUUAAGGGAGACAUGGAUUUGUCUGCACCAAAAAUUGAAGGUGACAUAAAAGUUCCAGAUGUUAACAUCAAAGGUCCAGAAUUUGAUGUGGAGGGCCCAAAGGGUGGAUUUGAGAUGCCCAAAUUUAAAAUGCCUAAAUUUGGAUUCAAAGGUCCAAAGGUUGAAGGUCCAGAUAUAGACAUAAACCUCCCUAAAGCUGAAAUUGAUGUAGAUGCACCCAAACUGGACAUAAAAGGCCCUGAAAUUGACAUUGAAAGUCCAAGUGGAAAAAUCAAAGGACCAAAAUUCAACCUUCCAUCCAUUUCUGGGCCCAAUUUAUCUAUGCCUGACGUUGACUUCAAUGUAAAGGGUCCGAAAAUUAAGGGAGACAUGGAUUUGUCUGCACCAAAAAUUGAAGGAGACAUAAAAGUUCCAGAUGUUAACAUCAAAGGUCCAGAAUUUGAUGUGGAGGGCCCAAAGGGUGGAUUUGAGAUGCCCAAAUUUAAAAUGCCUAAAUUUGGAUUCAAAGGUCCAAAGGUUGAAGGUCCAGAUAUAGACAUAAACCUCCCUAAAGCUGAAAUUGAUGUAGAUGCACCCAAACUGGACAUAAAAGGCCCUGAAAUUGACAUUGAAAGUCCAAGUGGAAAAAUCAAAGGACCAAAAUUCAACCUUCCAUCCAUUUCUGGGCCCAAUUUAUCUAUGCCUGACGUUGACUUCAAUCUAAAGGGUCCGAAAAUUAAGGGAGAUAUGGAUUUGUCUGCACCAAAAAUUGAGGGAGACAUAAAAGUUCCAGAUGUUAACAUCAAAGGUCCAGAAUUUGAUGUGGAGGGCCCAAAGGGUGGAUUUGAGAUGCCCAAAUUUAAAAUGCCUAAAUUUGGAAUCAAAGGUCCAAAGGUUGAAGGUCCAGAUAUAGACAUAAACCUCCCUAAAGCUGAAAUUGAUGUAGAUGCCCCCAAACUGGACAUAAAAGGCCCUGAAAUUGACAUUGAAAGUCCAAGUGGAAAAAUCAAAGGACCAAAAUUCAACCUUCCAUCCAUUUCUGGGCCCAAAAUUUCGAUGCCUGAUGUUGACUUUAAUCUAAAGGGUCCGAAGAUAAAAGGAGACAUGGACUUGUCUACACCAAAACUUGAAGGAGACAUACAAAUUCCAGAUGUUGACAUCAAAGGUCCAGAAAUUGAUGUGGAAGGACCAAAGGGUGGAUUUGAGAUGCCCAAAUUUAAAAUGCCUAAAUUUGGAUUCAAAGGUCCAAAGGUUGAAGGUCCCGAAGUAGAUGUAAAGCUCCCUAAAGCUGAAAUUGAUGUAGAUGCACCCAAACUGGACAUAAAAGGCCCUGAAAUUGACAUUGAAAGUCCAAGUGGAAAAAUCAAAGGACCAAAAUUCAACCUUCCAUCCAUUUCUGGGCCCAAUUUAUCUAUGCCUGACGUUGACUUCAAUCUAAAGGGUCCGAAAAUUAAGGGAGAUAUGGAUUUGUCUGCACCAAAAAUUGAAGGAGACAUAAAAGUUCCAGAUGUUAACAUCAAAGGUCCAGAAUUUGAUGUGGAGGGCCCAAAGGGUGGAUUUGAGAUGCCCAAAUUUAAAAUGCCUAAAUUUGGAAUCAAAGGUCCAAAGGUUGAAGGUCCAGAUAUAGACAUAAACCUCCCUAAAGCUGAAAUUGAUGUAGAUGCACCCAAACUGGACAUAAAAGGCCCUGAAAUUGACAUUGAAAGUCCAAGUGGAAAAAUCAAAGGACCAAAAUUCAACCUUCCAUCCAUUUCUGGGCCCAAUUUAUCUAUGCCUGACGUUGACUUCAAUCUAAAGGGUCCGAAAAUUAAGGGAGGUAUGGAUUUGUCUGCACCAAAAAUUAAAGGAGACAUAAAAGUUCCAGAUGUUAACAUCAAAGGUCCAGAAUUUGAUGUGGAGGGCCCAAAGGGUGGAAUUGAAAUGUCGAAAAUAAAAAUGCCUAAAUUUGGAUUCAAAGGGCCAAAUUGCCUAGAAAUUAAGGGAGGUAUGGUGUCUGCACCAAAAAUUAAAGGAGACAUAAAAGUUCCAGAUGUUAACAUCAAAGGUCCAGAAUUUGAUGUGGAGGGCCCAAAGGGUGGAAUUGAAAUGUCGAAAAUAAAAAUGCCUAAAUUUGGAUUCAAAGGGCCAAAGGUUGAAGGUCCAGAUAUAGACAUAAACCUCCCUAAAGCUGAAAUUGAUGUAGAUGCACCCAAACUGGACAUAAAAGGCCCUGAAAUUGACAUUGAAAGUCCAAGUGGAAAAAUCAAAGGACCAAAAUUCAACCUUCCAUCCAUUUCUGGACCCAAAAUUUCGAUGCCUGAUGUUGACUUUAAUCUAAAGGGUCCGAAGAUAAAAGGAGACAUGGACUUGUCUACACCAAAACUUGAAGGAGACAUACAAAUUCCAGAUGUUGACAUCAAAGGUCCAGAAAUUGAUGUGGAAGGACCAAAGGGUGGAUUUGAGAUGCCCAAAUUUAAAAUGCCUAAAUUUGGAUUCAAAGGUCCAAAGGUUGAAGGUCCCGAAGUAGAUGUAAAGCUCCCCAAAGCUGAAAUUGAUGUGGAUGCACCCAAACUGGACAUAAAAUGUCCUGAUAUUGACGUUGAAAGUCCAAGUGGAAAAAUCAAAGGACCAAAAUUCAACCUUCCAUCCAUUUCUGGGCCCAAUUUAUCUAUGCCUGACGUUGACUUCAAUCUAAAGGGUCCGAAAAUUAAGGGAGAUAUGGAUUUGUCUGCACCACAAAUUGAAGGAGACAUAAAAGUUCCAGAUGUUAACAUCAAAGGUCCAGAAUUUGAUGUGGAGGGCCCAAAGGGUGGAUUUGAGAUGCCCAAAUUUAAAAUGCCUAAAUUUGGAUUCAAAGGGCCAAAGGUUGAAGGUCCAGAUAUAGACAUAAACCUCCCUAAAGCUGAAAUUGAUGUAGAUGCACCCAAACUGGACAUAAAAGGUCCUGAAAUUGACAUUGAAAGUCCAAGUGGAAAAAUCAAAGGACCAAAAUUCAACCUUCCAUCCAUUUCUGGGCCCAAUUUAUCUAUGCCUGACGUUGACUUCAAUCUAAAGGGUCCGAAAAUUAAGGGAGAUAUGGAUUUGUCUGCACCAAAAAUUGAAGGAGACAUAAAAGUUCCAGAUGUUAACAUCAAAGGUCCAGAAUUUGAUGUGGAGGCCAAGGGUGGAUUUGAGAUGCCCAAAUUUAAAAUGCCUAAAUUUGGAUUCAAAGGUCCAAAGGUUGAAGGUCCAGAUAUAGACAUAAACCUCCCUAAAGCUGAAAUUGAUGUAGAUGCACCCAAACUGGACAUAAAAGGCCCUGAAAUGGACAUUGAAAGUCCAAGUGGAAAAAUCAAAGGACCAAAAUUCAACCUUCCAUCCCUUUCUGGGCAAUUAUCUAUGCCUGAUGUUGAUUUCAAUUUAAAGGGUCCUAAGAUAAAGGGAGAUGUGGAUUUGUCUGCACCAAAACUAUGAAGGAGACAUAAAGUUCCAGAUGUCAAGAUCAAAGGUCCUGAAAUUGAUGUGAAGGGCCCAAAGGGUGGAAUUGAAAUGCCCAAAAUAACAAUGCCUAAAUUUGGAUUCAAAGGUCCAAAGGUUGAAGGUCCAGAUAUAGAUGUAAAGGUCCCUAAAGCUGAGAUUGAUGUGGAUACACCUAAUCUGGAACUAAAAGGGCCUGAAAUUGACAUGGGAAGUCCAAGUGGAAAAAUCAAAGGACCAAAAUUCAACCUUCCAACUAUUUCUGGGCCCACAUUAUCUAUGCCUGAUGUUGACUUCAAUCUAAAGGGUCCGAAGAUAAAGGGAGACAUGGACUUGUCUAUACCAAAACUUGAAGGCGACAUAAAAGUUCCAGAUGUUAACAUCAAAGGUCCUGAAAUGGAUGUGAAGGGACCAAAGGGUGGAUUUGAAAUGCCCAAAAUAACAAUGCCUAAAUUUGGAUUCACUGGUCCAAAGGUUGAAGGUCCAGAUAUAGAUGUAAAGCUCCCUAAAGCUGAGAUUGAUAUGGAUACACCUAAUCUGGAUCUAAAAGGCCCUAAAAUUGACAUGGAAAGUCCAAGUGGAAAAAUCAAAGGACCAAAAUUCAACCUUCCAACUCUUACAGGGCCCAAAUUAUCCAUGCCUGAUGUUGACUUCAAUCUAAAGGGUCCGAAGAUAAAGGGAGACAUGGACUUGUCUGCACCAAAACUUGAAGGAGACAUAAAUGUUCCAGAUGUUAAGAUCAAAGGUCCUGAAAUGGAUGUGAAGGGACCAAAGGGUGGAAUUGAAAUGCCCAAAAUAACAAUGCCAAAAUUUGGAUUCACAGGUCCAAAGAUUGAAGGACCAGAUAUAGAUGUAAAGCUGCCUAAAGCUGAGAUUGAUGUGGAUACACCUAAUCUGGAACUACAAGGCCCUGAAAUUGACAUGGAAAGUCCAAGUGGAAAAAUCAAAGGACCAAAAUUGAACCUUCCAUCCAUUUCUGGGCCCAAAAUUUCAAUGCCUGAUGUUGACUUUAAUCUAAAGGGUCCGAAGAUAAAAGGAGACAUGGACUUGUCUACACCAAAACUUGAAGGAGACAUACAAAUUCCAGAUGUUGACAUCAAAGGUCCAGAAAUUGAUGUGGAAGGACCAAAGGGGGGAUUUGAGAUGCCCAAAUUUAAAAUGCCUAAAUUUGGAUUCAAAGGUCCAAAGGUUGAAGGUCCAGAUAUAGAUGUAAAGCUCCCCAAAGCUGAAAUUGAUGUAGAUGCACCCAAACUGGACAUAAAAGGGCCUGAAAUUGACAUUGAAAGUCCAAGCGGAAAAAUCAAAGGACCAAAGUUCAACCUUCCAUCCAUUUCUGGGCCCACAUUAUCUAUGCCUGACGUUGACUUUAAUCUAAAGGGUCCGAAGAUAAAGGGAGACAUGGACUUGUCUGCACCAAAACUUGAAGGAGACAUAAAUGUUCCAGAUGUUAAGAUCAAAGGUCCAGAAAUUGAUGUGAAGGGACCAAAGGGUGGAAUAGAAAUGCCCAAAAUAACAAUGCCUAAAUUUGGAUUCACUGGUCCAAAGGUUGACGGUCCAGAUAUAGAUGUAAAGCUGCCAAAAGCUGAGAUUGAUAUGGAUACACCUAAUCUGGAAAUAAAAGGCCCUGAAAUUGACAUGGAAAGUCCAAGUGGAAAAAUCAAAGGACCAAAAUUCAACCUUCCAUCCAUUUCUGGACCCAAAAUAUCUAUGCCUGAUGUUAACUUCGAUCUAAAGGGUCCGAAGAUAAAGGGAGACAUGGAUUUGUCUGCACCAAAACUUGAAGGAGACAUAAAAGGUCCAGAUGUUAAUAUCAAAGGCCCAGAAAUUGAUUUGGAGGGCCCAAAGGGUGGAUAUGAGAUGCCCAAAUUCAAAAUGCCUAAAUUUGGAUUCAAAGGUCCAAAGGGUAAAGGUCCGGAAUUAGAUGUAAAUCUUCCUAAAGCUGAAAUCGAUGUAGAUGCACCCAAACUGGACAUAAAAGGCCCUGAAAUUGACAUUGAAAGUCCAAGUGGAAAAAUCAAAGGACCCAAAUUGUCUAUGCCAGACGCUGAUUUCCGUCUAAAGGGUCCGAAGAUAAAGGGAGAUAUGGAUUUGUCUGCACCAAAAGUUGAAGGAGACAUAAAAGUUCCAGGUGUUGACAUUAAAAGUCCAGCAAUUGAUGUAGAAGGACCAAAGGGUGGAUUUGAGAUGCCAAAAUUCAAAAUGCCUAAAUUUAGAAUCAAAGGUCCAAAGGUUGAAAGCCCGGAAGUAGAUGUAAAGCUUCCUAAAGGUGAGAUUGAUGUGGAUGCACCCAAACUGGACAUAAAAGGGCCUGAAAUUGACAUUGAAAGUCCAAGCGGAAAAAUCAAAGGACCAAAAUUCAACCUUCCAUCCAUUUCUGGGUCCAAAAUGUCUAUGCCUGAUGUUGGUUUCAAUGUAAAGGGCCCAAAGAUAAAGGGAGAUAUGGAUUUGUCUGCACCAAAACUUGAAGGAGACAUAAAUGUUCCAAAUGUUGACAUCGAAGGUCCAGAAAUUGAUGUAGAGGGACCAACAGGUGGAUUUGAAAUGCCCAAAAUAAAAAUGCCUAAAUUUGGAUUCAAAGGUCCAAAGGUUGAAGGUCCAGAUAUAGAUGUAAAUCUCCCUAAAGCUGAAAUUGAUGUAGAUGCACCCAAAUUGGACAUAAAAGGCCCUGAAAUUGACAUUGAAAGUCCAAGUGGAAAAAUCAAAGGACCAAAAUUCAACCUUCCAUCCAUUUCUGGGCCCAAAAUGUCUAUGCCUGACGUUGACUUCAAUCUAAAGGGUCCGAAGAUAAAGGGAGAUAUGGAUUUGUCUGCACCAAAACUUGAAGGAGACAUAAAAGUUCCAGGUGUUAACAUCAAAGGUCCAGAAUUUGAUAUGGAGGGCCCAAAGGGUGGAAUUGAAAUGCCUAAAAUAACGAUGACAUCAUUUGGAUUCAAAGGUCCAAAGGUUGAAGGUCCAGAUAUAGAUGUAAAUCUCCCUAAAGCUGAAAUUGACAUGGAUGCACCCAAAUUGGACAUAAAAGGUCCCAAAAUUGAUAUUGAAAGUCCAAGUGGAAAAAUCAAAGGACCAAAUUUCAACCUUCCAUCCAUUUCUGGGCCCAAAUUAUCUAUGCCUGACGUUGACUUCAAUCUUAAGGGCCCAAAGAUAAAGGGAGACAUGGAUUUGUCUGCACCAAAACUUGAAGGAGAUGUAAAUGUUCCAGAUGUUACCAUCAAAGGUACAAAAAUCGAUGUGGAGGGCCCAAAGGGUGGAAUUGAAAUGCCCAAAAUAAAAAUGCCUACACUUGCUUUCAAAGGUCCGACGUUUGAAGGUUCAGAUAUAGAUGUAAAUCUCCCUAAAGCAGAAAUUGAUAUGGAUGCACCUAAACUGGACAUAAAAGGUCCUAAAAUAAACAUUGACAGUCCAAGUGGAAAAAUUAAAGGACCACAGUUUAAUCUUCCUUCCACUUCUGGUAAUAAAUCAUCUAUAGGAGGAGUUGAUGUCACUCUGAAAGGUCCAAAGAUUGAGGGAGAUCUGGCUAUGCAAGGGAAAACUGGUAAAUUCAAAGCACCAAAAAUUAAAGGAAAGUCCAAAAAAAGUGAUGCAGACAUUUCAGGAGUAAGUGUUGAUGUUGGUACACCUAACAUUAACAUGAAGGGAACUAAGAAAAGUCUUUUUGGCAAGCUUCAUUUUCCAGAUGUUGAAUUAGAUAUUAAAUCACCAAAAGCCAAAGGAGAUUUGUAUUUAUCUGAGGGGAAGACUGAUGCAGAUCUUGCAUGUGCAGCAAAAGUUUCUUUAGAAGACCCUGUUGUUGAUAGGCCUAGUGGUAUUCGUUACCCAGAAGGAAAAAUUGCAUUUCCUCAAAUCAAAGCACCUAAAAUUGCCAUUGCAUUGCCACAGAGAGAAGGUACAGCGAAUAUUGAAUCAGAAACUUCAUCCGGAGUGAGUCUUAAAACCAAGUCCUCCUCACUUGAAUAUGAGGCAAGUCCUGGUAAUGUUGGUAUUUCAAGUCCAGAUUUUAAAGAAGGUGAACACAAAGUAAAAGGAAAAAAGUUGAAGUUAUUUGGCAAAUCUAAGGCAAAGAGCAGCAGUGCAAGUGAUCUCAAGGGACCAGAGAUAGAAAUUAGUCCCAGACAAAGUGAAACAAGUGUUGAUGUUGGUGGGCAGAUGGGCACAGUCAGUUUGUCACCAAAAGGCAAGUCAGCCUCAUUGGACUUGUUUAAGAAAUCAAGGCACAGUCCAUCUUUUAAUGCUGAAGGAGCAGUUACAGUUAGCUCUGGGUCUACUGAGUUAGAGGCAGAGGGUGGUGAUAUUUCGCUGAACUUUGGAGAAGCUAGGGGUAAAGAAAAGAAAGGAAAGUUGAAGUUUGGAACGUUUGGAGGUUUUGGUUCAAAGUCAAAAGGCUCAUAUGAAGUGACUUUUGGAGAGGACAGUGGAGCAUCUGCAGAGGGAACAGCAGGUGUUUCCUUAUCAUCUAAGAAGUCCAGGUUGUCCUCAUCCUCAAGCAAUGAAAGUGGUUCUAAAGGUGGUUUCAGGUUUCCAAAAGUAGAGCUAUCUGUCUCACCUAAAACAGAAUAGUAAAGUCUUUCAGAUAACAAUAUUGGUAGCAGAGGAAUCAUCUCGAUUUUUACAAGAAAAUUAACACUUAAAUUUAAAAAAUGCAUUGUAACUGUAAAUAAGAUUAAUUUGUAUUGUAUUAUUAAAUAUUCAUUUGUAAAUAGUCCAGAUUUAUAAGCAAAUGGCAAUACUCUGAAGGAAAAUGUUAUAUUACAGAAUGUAGCCAUUUCCAAAGUACAUUUCUUAACAAAAAUCAUUUUACUCUUCACAGUACAGCACAUACAGUUUUCUUUAAUGAAUGAUGGUAAUAAUAAAACAAGUCAGAAUUGCACAAUAGAAUAGAAUGGUCUGGAGAGACAAACUGGUGAUGUAUAUAUUUAGACUACUUGCCAUAUUUGCAUUGACAAUCGCUGUUUAUAAAAGUUCUUUUACAGUGAUUUUUUAAUACAUACUGUAUUUUUUGACUCAACCUAUGUGCCUUUUCUUUUAUAAAAAGUUUUACAAAAAUAAAUGUUAAUACAGCUCAAAGUAUGUGAAAAUGGAAAUGAGAACAGAGUAAAAUAGUUUUAAUAAAAGAGUUGACAUAUAUAGAGUAACAUUGUGAUGGAAGUAGAGCAUAGUCUCUGUGCCUGUCUUUUUGUGUGCAUUUUGACAAUAACUGUAAACAAAUUAAAGAGAAAUGUUUUGUCUCAA